Labeo rohita (rohu) is the source of this 5495-nucleotide messenger RNA. RefSeq names its product remodeling and spacing factor 1a (gene rsf1a). The coding region runs from base 1 to 3858 and encodes 1285 amino acids. Gene Ontology annotation, biological process: regulation of DNA-templated transcription. Lineage: Eukaryota; Metazoa; Chordata; Actinopteri; Cypriniformes; Cyprinidae. The transcript has 16 exons. The record is from RefSeq and is a predicted model, not a curated record. Gene Ontology annotation, cellular component: RSF complex.
AUGGCUGCUCCGGGCACCACAGCGGCUCUUCCUCCAGAUGUCAGUCCCGGUUUCGCGGUGGUCUGCUCGUUUUUGGAGCGCUACGGCCCUGUUCUGGAUCUGCCCGAGCUGACGUUCCCCCAGCUGGAGCGGUACUUACAGGAGACAUCCGCGGUUCCUCGGCCGUUGAUUGAGCUUCAUGUCAAACUGCUGCGCAAAAUCGGCAAGACGGUCACGCCAGAACGAUGGGAGAAGUAUCUUGUAAAAGUGUGCCAAGAAUUUAACAGCACCUGGGCAUGGGAAAUGGAGAGAAAAAGCUACCUGGAAAUGACGGUAGAGUGCAAGACUGGCAUUUUAAAGUACUUGUGCGAGUGCCAGUUUGAUGACAAUCUCAAGUUUAAGACAUUAAUCAACGAGGAAGAUCCGGACAAGAUGCGUCUACAGCCCAUCGGUAGAGACAAGGAAGGUCUUCUCUACUGGUUCCAGCUGGAUCAAGAUCAGAAUAUACGUGUUUAUUCUGAAGAACAGGACGAUUUGGAUGGAUCCUCAUGGAAAUGCAUUGCAAGGACUAGGAAUGAUCUUGCAGACACACUAGAACAGCUUAAAGCCAAGAUCGAGCCAACCGAGGCCGACCAAGAGAAGCAAGACUGUCCCACCAGCCCAAGUAUGGAGGCAGAAGCUGUUAAAGGUGAGGUUGAAGACUUGAAGAACCAUGUGUCUGGACAAGGAGACUUUACCGACAGCACCUUGAAUUCUAAUGAAAGUGAGUUAAAACCUAAAGAUGUUAAAAAAGAACCACCAGUUCCCAUUAAACCAGAGAAAGAAGAGAAAGUAGCUGAACUUCCUAAUCCAAGAGUGGUCAUCGACAACAGGGUUAGUACGAUCAAAACUCUCAUCAAAGAAGAACCAAAAGAUUGUCCCAAACCAUGGAACGCCAUUUCCGUCGUCAUGCCCCCUGCUUCCAUCAAACACGACCCGGCGGUGAAAUCAGAAACGUGUGAAAGCAAGAAAGAGCUGGUGUUUGAGAACGUGGCUAGGGCUAUAAAGAGCGACCAACAGGCUAAAAUACCUCUGAAGAAGAGGGAGUUGAAAAGAAGCGGAGGUUAUGACGUCAGCAAUCACUUCAGCAACGUCAAUCACAACAACAACAACCUUAACAGCAAUGGUAGCAUCAGCACAGGAGGCAUAAUCGUUCGCAACCCUGCCGUCUUGCCAUUGAAGGAACAGCAAAUUAAUGAUGGAGAGAAGGUACCAACAGCCAUCAUUGCUGUCUCACAAGAGCCGAAGGUUGACCAAACGGUGGUACGAGAACAAUACAUAGGUGUUGGAGUUAUCAAAGGUCCCAUUGAGCGAAAGAGGCCAUGGAGUGAAAACGAUAAUUCUUCAAAUGGUCAUCAUGGGAAUGUCUUGAAGACUGAAGAUAGUGUAAGACAGUCUGUCCUUGUUGGGAAAUCCAUGAUUCAGGCAGACAACGGUCCUCUUCCUUGUAGCAUUCCUGAGGAUUUGUCAAAAGACGUUUGCAAUAAAAGCCCAGAUGUGUCUGCGAAAACAUCAAACCUUGUUGAGAAGUCGCCAAUGAUUGAAGAAACCACCACAGUUGAGGAAAAGGUUGAAAAAGCUCACAAUGAAGAUGAGAAAACGGUUGGUUUUUCAGCUGAAGAAAAAACUGAUGUUGUGUUUGAAGACGCCAGCAAAGACAAAAGUCUGAAAAGCCCAAGAAAGAGACGUUCACAAAAGUCCAAAUCCAAGAUGCACGCAAAAGACGACAUGCCAAAAGCAUCCAGCGUUGGGGAGGUUUUGGAGAAGGAUGCUGAAAAAAUCGGACGCAAUGAUGACGAAGAGGUAUCGUCAGAGCUUCAGAAGGAAGGGAUUCGCCUUAAGAUUAAGAUUCCACUUCAUAGACGGACGCCGGAACUCCAGCACAAGGACGUUGAGGAAACGGAAACCAGCAAUCGGAGAUCCCUGCGGAGAUCCGCCAGAAUCUGUAAGCCCAGCCCUAAAGUGGCAGAUAGUCGGGAUAGAAAACAAGACGGAAAACUAACCUCCUCGGCAGCUCAGGACGAAGAGGAACAUGUUGAAGACGAAGAGGCGAAAGUUCAUCCCAAAAGGGAGAUGCACAAAAAAGCAGAUCUGGAAGUACAGCCCAAGAUUUUUAAGGCCAAACGGAGACAUAGGCGGAAACGUUGGUCAAAAAUUCGUACAAAGAAUUGCAAAUCCAAAGCAGCUCAAGAGCAGGAAGAGGAAGUGGUUGACGACAAAGACGCAAAUAAUGAAGACAACAGAUCAGAGAAAGGAGACCACAAGAGUGAGACUGAAUCGGACCAAUCUAACGAGAUUCCACCUGAAGAUGCUUGUAAACACUGUGGACUCGCCAACCACCCAGAACUAAUUCUUCUUUGUGACAUGUGUGACAAUGGAUAUCACACGGCCUGUCUGAGGCCUCCUCUAAUGAUCAUUCCUGAUGGAGAAUGGUUCUGCCCUCCCUGCCAGCAUAAGCUUCUCUGUGAGAGGCUGGAAGAGCAGCUUCAGAAUCUGGACACUGCUUUGAAGAAGAAAGAGAGGGCUGAACGAAGACGUGAGCGGUUAGUGUAUGUGGGCAUCAGUGUGGAAAACAUUAUACCCACCCCGGACGGUGAUGGAGAGGACAGCUUGACCCAGAAGAAAAAAGAUGCCAAGAAAACUAAAAAUCUGGGGCGGCGAUCGACUAGGACGAGGAAAUCCAUCAGUUAUAGAUUUGAUGAUUUUGACGAAGCCAUUGAUGAAGCAAUAGAGGAAGACCUUCAAGAUUCAGAAGGAGGAGGCGCUGGUGGAGGUAAACCUGCGGCGCCCGUCACGAGUCAGCCGAGGAGCGCGGUGAGCCGAGAGAGUCGACGGCCUGUGAAAGCGCCCGCCCCGCGCAAGAGGAAACGCCGGCGACUCAAUGACCUGGACAGUGACAGUACGAUGGACGAGGAGGAGAGUGAGGACGAGUUUCAGCUCAGUGACAGCAUGGAGGAGGAGGAUUUCGUGGUUUCGGGAGAUGGUGCGUCUGACGGUGACGCCGGCUCUUAUGACGGGAGUGAAUGGGGCAGCGGUGAAAGUGACGCAGAGAAUCCACCGGCCUCCAGGAGGACAGGAAGAAGCGCACACACCCUGAGAACCAGGAGGAGCAGACGCAGACCUCCCGCCCGACGAAGAGGCUCCUCAGAAGAAGAGGACAUGUUAGACACGGAGGAAGAGGAGGAGGAAGAGGAAGAGGAAAUGGAAACAGAAGGCUCUAACGAGUUCAGCGACAGCGACGUGGACGUGAAUAGAAGGCGUCCGCGACGGAGUCAGAACUCUCAGGUCAACUAUUAUGAGACGUCAGAGUCUGAAGGGUCACGGAAGGCGUCCCAUCAGAAACACUCCUCUCUUCCUCACCGCCGACGGCUGUCCAGCUCCAACAGUGAAGAGUCCAUACUUUCUAAAGACUUUCAGCCAAAGGAAUCGCUGCGGAGAUCAGAAAAAAGACGCAAGUGCGAUUCGUCAAGGGAAGACUCCAAACACACGCACAAACGAGCAAAACAGAGACAUCCGAGAAGCUCCAGUGAAGACGAGGAGGAGGAGGAAGAGGAGGAAGAGGAUGGAGGAGAAACAGAGGACUCUGAGGAAGACGACCGGCCCCUCCGCAAGAGGUCGAACCGCAUUGAAACAGACGAAGAGGACGAGGAAGAGGAGAACACGCGAGGAAACGUCCGGUGGAAGCACACGGCGGGGUCCCGAGGUCCCGUCAGGCACAACGGCUUGGUCCCUCUGAGGGCCGCAGCUCAGGAUGACGACGACGACGAUGAGGAUGAGGAAGAGUUCACUGGAGUCACGGACCUUGUUAACUUUGUUUUCGACAGUGAACAGUUGUCAUGAUCGGCUCCGAAGGGCAAAUACGUUUAUUUUCUCAUCGCCUUCUCACGGGAAUGUCCCUCAUCAGCCACCGUAGUCUCCUGGGUGUAGUGGACCAAAAAUGAAGCUUCCAGACGAAUAGUGCCCGUUCAGAUGUGUGAAUGCACUCUAGUUCAUCCAGACGCAUGCAUCAUCGCCCUACCGGUUUAGAACAGGGUCUUCUUAAUACUACAGUCACCAUUCCUCAGAGUAAAGCACUUUGUCGUUGACGGCCAGUAUGAGUUUGUUUGUAUAAAGCGGCUUCGCUCGUCCUCUAGAGACACUGGACGGCGCGCAUUUGAAGCUUACGUGUUACGUGCAUUUCAGACUGGUGUUUUAGAGUUUUACAUUCUCUGUAUUAAUGUUUUCUUCUUCAUUGUACAUGAAGGAAAUGUUGGGAUUGACGCGUGAUGCCGAAACUUGCCUAAAUGCAUUCAUUCAGUUUGAGGAAUAGUUGACUUAAAAAUUACAAUUUGCAUAAAUGCAUAAGAACAGAUGUGGAGAAAUGUAGCAUUGCUCACCAAUGGAUCAUUUGCAGCGAAUGGGUGCCGUCAGAAUGAGAGUUCAAACUGAUAAAAGCAUCACAGUAACCCACAUUUUUAACUUCAAACCAUUGCUUCUGGCUAAGAUACGAGUGCAUAAUGCAAAUAACACUUCCUUUAGUUAAAAAGACGUUUGGUCUGAAUCAGAAGAGAAAUAUGCACAGGUCAAAACAGAUUAAUAAUAGAUUUGUUUGUUACAAACAUGCAUUUUUUGGCUUCACAAGAUGGACUGGAGUGCAUUAUUGUAAUGUUUUUAUCAGCUGAUUGGAUUCUGAUGGCACCCAUUAACUGCAAAAUGCUGCGAUGCUGUAUUUCUCCAAAUUUAACGAAGAAAGAAACUCAUCUUGGAUGGCCUGAAGGUGAGUAAAUAUUCAGAAAAUGCUCAUUUUGGAGUAAACUGUUUCUUUAAACUAGUUAGUAGACCAGCAAACACAAGAAGAAACACAUUGAAAGUGAUCUUAAUAUUAAAGAUCUGCCAUUUAGCUGCAAAUCAUUUUAAUUUAAAAGACUAAUAUACUCUCUUUAUCCUGAAAUAACAUUGUAUGUUAUAUUACGAAAGAAUAUUAUUUACUUAUUUUUCCGAUUAGGACGUUUUCUGCACUUUGAAAGCUGUUGCUGACAUUUUAGCACACUUUAAUGAGACAUUCAGUCUGUUUUAAUGUGUCAACCGAAUGCACUUGUCCUCCAAGCACCUUUGACGGUGCCGUUCGGUACCGUAUCGUUGAAAUGUUCUGUUCGACACAGCAGCUUGGAUCGCUCUUUCCACAGAGUUGUUUUUUAGUAUUUACUCCAGGCUGGUGGUGUUUAUGCUGGAAGGUCGUUUGAAUUAGAACACUACGAAAUCAUUCCGACACGAAUCCAACCCAUUACAAACCAAAUCCAAUAUUCAAAACAAACCCCACAGGCACUAGAAUAAUUAUGGUCUUUGCUUUCAGUUUAAAGAAUGUGUUUUUGAGCUGUGUACUACUGGAAUUCGUGUUUUCCUUCUCAUUUUAUUUCACUCUUACUUUCCAGAUGUACGUCUCCAUAUUUCAAGGAAAUUAUUCACCGAACAGAAAUAAACUUAAUGUCGCUGUUUAA